Molecule: messenger RNA, 1092 nt
Organism: Malania oleifera
Lineage: Eukaryota; Viridiplantae; Streptophyta; Magnoliopsida; Santalales; Ximeniaceae
Product: transcription factor TCP5-like
Exons: 1
Coding region: 1-1092 (363 amino acids)
Cellular component (GO): nucleus
Molecular function (GO): DNA-binding transcription factor activity; sequence-specific DNA binding
Source: RefSeq, a predicted model, not a curated record
AUGAUUAGCACAAGUUCAAGAGAAAAAGAUCUCCAAGCAAAGCAUGAAGGAGACACCAGUGGCAGCAAAUUCUCGAAGGGGCCAUCUAGUUCAAGACAGUGGGUAGGGUUUAGAAACCCAAGGAUCGUGCGUGUUUCGCGCUCCUUUGGGGGAAAAGACCGGCACAGCAAGGUGUGCACCAUAAGGGGAUUACGAGACAGGCGAAUUAGGCUAUCAGUACCCACUGCAAUCCAGUUAUACAAUCUCCAAGACAAGCUUGGCCUUACUCAACCUAGCAAGGUAAUCGAUUGGUUGCUCGAUAUGACCAAGCAUGAUAUCGAUAAGCUCCCCCCGCUCCAAAUGCCACAAGGAAGCUUUGGUCAAUUUCACCAACCGAUGUUAGUCAAUCAUGACCUAAAUAUACCCCAAUCUUCUUUCGAUAGCUUGUUCGAUGCAAACAUGAACUUCAUCAGGGAUGGAAAGAACAAUUUCUCACCAUCUACCAAGGAGGAUGAAAUGACAAAUUUAUAUAUAUCAAGAUAUUGGGGUAGUACUCCAAAUGUUGUUGUGGGAACGAAAGGUAAAGAAGUAGUUCAAAGUGAAUUGGGCGUUGAGAAAACAAAGUGGGUCAAACAAAGUGAACAAAACCCUUUUCCAAUGGCCAAUCCUCAAGCUCCAUUUUCAAGUUUCGCAAACAAUGGCAUGCCAUAUGCUCCCUACUACCACUGUGAGCCUUCAAAAUUGUGUUUAUCCCAAUUGGGAUACUUUGGUUUUCCAUCCCAAGCUGAAGAUCCACAUAGCAAUAAUAUUUCUCCAUUGCUGCACAAGUCUCAGGUAUUUUUCUACCCACCACCUACAACAACAUCAAUACCUUUCCCCUCAUACCCCAUUACCAGUAAUACUAGCACUUCUUCUUCUUUAGAGGGUGACCCAAUUAGACAAGUUAACCAUUUUCAACUAUUGAGCGCCGGUUCGCAGAACACGCCACUGAAUGGUUUUGUGCCGUCGCUUCAUUCAGCUAGUUCAGCUCUAAAGUCCUUCCCAUUGAAUGUAAAUUUCAAGCUUCUUCAAUCUCAAAACAAUGAUGAAAAUAAGGGUAACACUGAUCCUUGA